This is a messenger RNA of Indicator indicator, 1923 nucleotides long. Its product is annotated as NEDD4-binding protein 2-like 2. Bases 1 to 1923 code for a protein of 640 amino acids. The record is from RefSeq and is a predicted model, not a curated record. NCBI's taxonomy places the organism in Eukaryota, Metazoa, Chordata, Aves, Piciformes, Indicatoridae. Gene Ontology annotation, molecular function: transcription corepressor activity. Gene Ontology annotation, biological process: negative regulation of transcription by RNA polymerase II. The transcript is spliced from 5 exons. Gene Ontology annotation, cellular component: nucleus.
AUGCUUCAUGCUGAAAAUAGAGUAAGACUCUUGGAGUGUCAAAAUGAAAUCACAGUUGAACCAUGCUCUAAAAAAAUGAAGUCAAUGGAAGGGACUUAUGAGAAACACUCUGAUGAUGAUAACCAAGGUAUUCAGGAGGAAGUGGACGCUGGGAGAACAUCAAAUUAUUUGAUACCAGCAUAUGCAUCAGAUAACCACAAGCAACAUGAAAUGCAGAAGCAGGAGAAAAUACUUGCUGGUGUCUUGGGAGCACUGAAUGAAGUGCUUCCUGAAAAUAAUCUAGUGCUUACUCAGCCACUUGAUUCAGAAACUGUGCAGAAUGUAAAUCCACCAUUUGCAUCAAUAAAUGACAAAUUUGAAGAAACAAAAGACUCUUUUAUUACAGAUCCUGCUGAUGGAGAUAAUACUAAAAAAUACAGUGCAUUAUUCUCAGUAAAUAGAAAUGCAUCAGCUGAAUUUUUUACAAGCAAGGACUUUAUUGGACCGAUUUACAAGCCUGCUGAAAGUAACAAACCCAACACAUCUGGCAGUUCCAAUAAAUGUAGAAGUAGUGAGGAAGACCAGACUGCAUUGCAUGAAAACAGCACUAAAAGAAAGGCAAAGAAGAUGCAGACUAUUUCUUCUGCUGUACCAAAAAUGGAUGAUGAGUUGGACCAGUUCUAUAAAGAAAUUCACCAGCUGGAAAACGAAAAUUUAGCUUCUAAUUUUCAGGAGAAAGAAACUGAAACUUCUCAGGAGCUAUACUCGCCAUCUAGAUAUAGUCAAACCUCGCAAGAGGAUUAUCAAUGUGUAUUGUUGGGCAGCUCACAACCAUUGUAUGAGAAUGGACAGUAUUCUGGGGGGGAAGAGAACGGUCAGAAAACAAGCAAUGACCAGCAGUUUGUCAUGGAAACAAGUGACUGGAAAACUGAAAAUGCUUUUAAUGGACAAGAAGACUCUAAAUACUGGAAUUACUCAGUGCCUGAAUUCAGACCUGCUUGGCAGUCAGUGCAGUCUUUCAUAGUGCCUCAGGGCCCUCUUCCUCCUGGAUUCAACCAUCAAUCAAAUUUUCAGAUACUUAAUUCCCCACUACAAAAAACAAAUGCUCUCCCUUCUCAGAAUAGUGAACUCUCUUACAAAAAUUACUGUGGUUACCAUGGAAAUUCUGGUAUCAACAGUCACAGUCCAUUGCUUGAUCAAAGUACCAACUGUGCUGGUCAUGUUGAUGUCCAUACUUCUCAGGUCUUCGGAAAUGGAAAUAAUGACCAGAAGGGACUUCAAAAUAGUGGUUUCUGUGAAACCGAAGAGUAUUGGAAGGAUCCUGAAGCUGGCCAUACAGUAGGAAUGCACAGCUUUUCUUCCUUGCAAUUACCUGAAGAAAGAUUCAGUUGUUCACAGAAAUUGCUUCUAAUCUUAAGAGGCCUGCCUGGUUCAGGGAAGUCAACACUUUCUCGUAUUCUUCUUGGUCAAAGUCGUGAAGGCAUUGUGUUCAGCACAGAUGAUUAUUUUCGUCAACAAGAUGGAUAUACAUAUAAUGCUGCUCACCUUGGUGAUGCCCAUGACUGGAACCAGAGGAGAGCAAAGCAAGCAAUGGAGCAGGGAAAAUCUCCCGUUAUAAUAGACAACACUAAUACUCAAGCCUGGGAAAUGAAGCCAUAUGUGGAAGUGGCUCUGGAAAAGGGAUACAGAGUGGAGUUCCAUGAGCCCGAUACUUGGUGGAAGUUUGAUCCUGAAGAAUUAGAAAAGAGGAAUAAACAUGGGGUCACUCGUGAGAAGAUUGCUCAGAUGUUGGAACGAUAUGAAUAUCCAAUAUCCGUACCUAUUGUCAUGAAUUCAGUGGUACCUCCCCACAAAAACACUCAAAGGCCACCUCUGCGGCGAAGACAUAGGUGGGGAGGCAAUACAGACUUGUGGAAUUCUUUCAGUAUUUCCAGUAGCCGAUAA